Lineus longissimus is the source of this 2129-nucleotide messenger RNA. RefSeq names its product meiosis-specific with OB domain-containing protein-like. NCBI's taxonomy places the organism in Eukaryota, Metazoa, Nemertea, Pilidiophora, Heteronemertea, Lineidae. The transcript has 14 exons. The record is from RefSeq and is a predicted model, not a curated record. Gene Ontology annotation, biological process: resolution of meiotic recombination intermediates. Bases 203 to 1750 code for a protein of 515 amino acids. Gene Ontology annotation, molecular function: single-stranded DNA 3'-5' DNA exonuclease activity; single-stranded DNA binding.
AUGGACAUGGUGCCAAGUAGCCCAAGUAGUGCUACUGGCCAUGGCUAGCUCAUCAUACUGUAUUAUUAAUCCUGAGCCUAAUAGGCUGCAUUUUGAACCCCAGCUGAUCCCAUGCCGCUGAAUUCCAAGAUGCCAGGCAACAGCUUAGAGAGGGUAGCCUACCAGUUACUUAAACUAGUCCUUACACAGUACACAUGACCUAAUGGCCUGGUCAGGAAACUUUGAUAUGUCUGCAUGGGAGGGGAGUGAUGCCAGGAGGCCAAUGUUUAUGCUGCCCAAGACUAAGCCUACACGUUACCAAGGAACGUCCACGAGUGCUACAAGUAUGACCAUGAACAUGACUAAAAUACAACCUAUCACAUCUUUGUCUGCUGGUCUUGCCAAUGUGGUUAUAUGUGGUGUUGUGCUGGCAAAGGAAGAACCAAAGAACAUCAUGUCAAAAAAGAAUCCCGGGAGCGAACGUUACCUCCUAAACUUUACGAUUCGAGAUUCUCCCUAUGAUUUCAUUAAUGCUACUUGCUGGGGAAGCAAGGAAUAUAUUCAGAUUUUGGCUGGGCUGUUCCACAUUGGAGAUAUCGUUGAGAUUGCCAAUCCACAGGUUCAGAGUAAACCAAAUGAUGGGAGAGACGAAAAAUUCAGGGCUAUUACUCCCGGUCCUUUUUCACUGAACAUAAGUGAGAACCACUCCACAGUGAAAUUAUACGAAGGCAGUGAUGUGGAGGACUUCAACAAACUGCAUAACAUCCCAGUCAAAGCUUCUGACGACUUCUACACUCUUGGAGACAUCUUGGCCAAUGGUCAGAACAUCAGCGGCGAAACAAUCAGCAUCCUUGCUGGAGUCAGGAAGGUUGGGGCCUUAAGGGAUGUCCUCUGCAAAAAUGGAAGAACAGUUAAGAAAUGCGAAGUCUUUCUUUUUGAUGAAACUUGUACAAGCUUUCUCAUGACACUAUGGAAUGAAGAACUUGCAAAUGCUGCCCAGGGGUGGAUACCAAAAGAACACAUUCUUUUUGCUGCUGAUGUCCGAGUCUCCUAUGACACUUUCAGAAAGAAGAUGGUGGCAUCAACUUCAUCUCAGACAAUCUUUACCAUUAACCCAGAUACCAAAGAAGCCUAUUCCCUGUACCAAUAUGCACAGACUGUGGACUUCAGUACAGAUAACUAUUCCUUUGGCACAGAGGAUCAAGCCUUUGACAUGAACAAGGUGAAGACAGUUUAUUCUGUUGAAAAGCUGAAGUCCUUAUGUCGUGACGGAGUAGAGAACAAGGAGGUGGAAUACGGCAUUGUCUUCGCUUAUCUCUCCAGCUUGAAUUUGGAUACAGAAAGCUUCUGGUGUAUCGCUGCAAGAUGCAAUCACUGCAAGAAACGCAUGGAUCUGAAGACCAAGAUUUGUUCAAAUCUCACAUGCCCGAAUGGUGGUUUUGGUGAUGGCCUUGGUGAUGGUCCACAAGAUUUCAAACUGGAAUUCAACAUCCUCGUCUCCAUCUCUGAUCAUACUGGGACACUCGCAGCAUGUCAUUUAGAUACUCCUUAUGCAGAGAAAAGCCUAGGUUGUUCUGUUGAUGAAUACAUGAGGUUAUCUGAGGAAAAGAAGACGGACCUCAAGUGGAAAUUACUACUGGAGAAGUGCAAGAUAUAUGUCAAGGUCUUCCUGCCAUCGAUGAUGCGGGCCAAAGCGAUGGUGAGGGUCAUGUCCCUUGCCAUAGCUGAUCCAAUGGAGGCAGCAAGAAAUAUCAGAGACUCAGAGAUAUGAAUGCAUCAGUGGUUCAUGUGACAGACUAAACAUUUCAAACUGCUAUGGUUGUGGAAAUAGUAGUGUUUGGAGGGACAGUUUGAUGUCAGUUCCAUUCAAAAUGAUAAAUUUGAACUCAGUUGACAGUGAAUAGUGUAUUGGACCAUGCUGACUAUAUCGAAAGUAGUUGUGAGCUUAUUCGAAGUGUCAACAUUUUGAAAUAAUCAAACAUGUCCCAAAGCUAAUCUAUAGUCCACCUACUCAUGGGAGAGGUUGAAGACCAAACUGAUGUUUGGUAGUGCAUAUAGGUUGGACACUGUCAGUGUUAUUGUUUUGUACAAACUUGUUGUCAAAGGAGUGCCGUCCUGACAUACAGUGUUGAAUUUAUGUUAUUUAUUUG